UUUUUCUUCUGUUCUAAAUAGUGUCUAAUGCAAUGUGCAGGAGAGUGCGUCUCUAUGUUUAAAAAUAAGACAAAUGAGGAAUCGAGAAUUAAUUCUUUGAGAAGUAUGAUCCAUCUAUGUACAGAUUGCUUGUGUAACUGUACCAAGCAAAAUGCAAAUAAAAUUGCAUCUGGCUUUUUCCUACGAUUGUUGACAUCAAAGCUGAUGAAUGACAUUGCAGAUAUUUGUAAAAGCUUAGUGUCCUUUAUGAAAAAGCCAGCUGACUAUGGAGAAGUAGAAUCAGUGGAAGAUAACAUUGAUGAAAAUCUGUUGGAGGUGAAGGAUCCUCCAUCCCUGGAUCUGUUUAAUGAUUACACUGCUAAUAGUAUGAGUGAUGCAAAUGAUUCUGGAGAGAGCCAGAGUACUGUAGGUGCUGUGAAUCCAUAGCUGGAGAACAUCUGUCAAAGCAAGAUAUACUUCUUUUAGACAUGCUCAAAUUUUUGUGCAUGUGUGUAACUGCAUCUCACAUUACUACUGUGUCAUUUAAAGCAGCUGAUAUUCGGAGAAAAUUGUUAGUGUUAAUUGACUCUAGCACACUAGAUCCUGCUCAACCUCUCCACCUACACAUGUAUCUAGUGCUAUUAAAGGAGCUUCCUGGAGAAGAGCAUCCUUUGCCAAUGGAUGAUAUUAUUGAACUUCUGAAGCCGUUAUCCCAUGUGUGUUCAUUGUAUCGUCGUGACCAAGAUGUUUGUACAACAGUUUUAAACCAUGUCCUUCAUAUAGUGACAAACCUAGAUCAAGGCCAACUGGACUUUGAAAACACAAGGGAUGCUCAAGGACGACUCCUUACAGUGAUUGGAGCAUUUUGGCAUCUAGCAAAGGAAAAGAAAUGCACAUUCUCAGUAAGAAUGGCUUUAGUAAAGUGCCUUAAAGCCCUGCUUGAGGUUGAUCCAUAUUCAAAAUGGGCUAUUCUUAAUGUAAUGGGAAAAGACUUCCCUGUAAAUGAAGUAUUUCCACAAUUCCUUGCUGAUGAUCAUCACCAAGUUCGCAUGUUGGCUGCAGUGUCAAUAAAUAGAUUAUUCCAAGACAUGAAGCAAGGAGAUUGUUCCAGAUUACUGAAAGCGCUUCCUCUGAGACUUCAACAAACAGCUUUUGAAAGUGCAUACUUGAAAGCUCAGGAAGGAAUGAGAGAAGUGUCCCACGGUGCUGAGAACCCUGACCUUUUGGAUGAGAUUUAUAAUAGAAAAUCUGUUUUACUGAUGACGAUAGCUGUGAUUUUAUACUCUAGCCCUAUCUGUGAAAAACAGGCUUUGUUUGCCUUAUGCAAAUCUGUGAAAGAGAAUGGAUUAGAAUCUCACCUCGCAAAAAAGGUUUUAGAGAAAGUUUCUGAAACUUUUGGAUACAGACGUUUAGAAGACUUCAUGGCUUCUCAUUUAGAUUAUCUGGUUUUGGAAUGGCUAAAUCUUCAAGAAACUGAAUACAGCUUAUCUUCUUUUCCUUUUAUUUUAUUAAACUACAGAAAUGUUGAGGAUUUCUACAGAUCAUAUUACAAGGUUUUGAUUCCACAUUUGGUUAUUAGAAGUCAUUUUGAUGAAGUGAAGUCCAUUGCUAAUCAGAUUCAAAAGGAUUGGAAAAGCCUUCUAAUAGACUGCUUUCCAAAGAUUCUUGUAAAUAUUCUUCCUUAUUUUGCCUAUGAGAGUACACCAGACAGUAGGAUGGCACAGCAAAGGGAGACUGCAACCAAAGUCUAUGAUAUUCUGAAAAGUGAGAACCUAUUGGGAAGACAGAUUGAUCAUUUAUUUAUUAGUAACUUACCAGAGAUUGUGGUGGAACUAUUGAUGACGUUACAUGAACCGGCAAUUUCUAGUGCCAGCCCAAGCACUGACCUCGGUGACUUUUCAGGGGAUUUGGAUCCUGCUCCUAAUCCACCGUAUUUCCCAUCACGUGUUAUUAAAGCAACAUUUGCCUACAUCAGCAAUUGUCACAAAACCAAGUUUAAAAGCAUUUUAGAGAUCCUUUCCAAAAGCCCUGAUUCUUAUCAAAAAAUUCUUCUAGCCAUUUGUGAGCAAGCAACUGAGACCAAUAAUGUUUAUAAAAGGCACAGAAUUCUUAAAAUAUAUCACCUAUUUGUUAGUUUACUACUGAAAGACAUAAAAAGUGGCUUGGGAGGAGCAUGGGCCUUUGUUCUUCGAGAUGUUAUUUACACUUUGAUUCACUCUAUCAACAAAAGGCCUUCACGUUUCAUGGAUGUGACAUUACGUAGCUUCUCUCUUUGCUGUGACCUAUUAAGUCAGGUUUGCCAGGCCGCGGUGACUCACUGUAAGGAUGCAUUAGAAAACCAUCUUCAUGUUAUUGUUGGUUCGCUUAUACCCCUUGUGGAUAAUCAGGUGGAAGUUCGGGAACAGGUAUUGGACUUGUUGAAAUACUUAGUGAUAGAUAACAAGGAUAAUGAAAACCUCUACCUCACGAUUAAGCUUUUAGAUCCUUUUCCUGAACAUGUUGUUUUUAAGGAUUUGCGAGUUACUCAGCAGAAAAUCAAAUACAGUAGAGGACCCUUUUCACUCUUGGAGGAAAUUAACCAUUUUCUCUCCGUAAGUGUUUAUGAUGCACUUCCACUGACAAGGCUUGAAGGAUUGAAAGAUCUUCGCAGACAACUGGAGCAGCAUAAAGAUCAGAUGAUGGAUCUUAUGAGAGCAUCACAGGAUAACCCACAAGAUGGGAUUGUGGUGAAGCUAGUGGUCAGUUUGUUGCAGUUAUCCAAGAUGGCAGUAAACCAGACUGGUGAAAGAGAAGUUUUAGGUAAAUGAAUGUGAAUUCUUUUAUUCACAAGUGGUCAUAUUUUUUGGUUUAUUUUUAUUUAUUUUGAGACAGGGCUUUCUUCAAUACCCCAGACUCACCUUGAACUCACUAUCCUGCUGCCUUAGCCUCGAAAGUGCUGGGAUUACAUGUGUGUACCACCAUGCCCGUCUAGAGUGGUCAUCUUUAUAAUGUCCUCAGAAUAAUUAAAAGUUUGUCCUUGAUAUUGGGGAAAUCUGAGAUAUAAGUUAAGUUAUAUUUCUGUUUAAUUUAGGUAUGCUUAAGCAAUUUCACUUCUGUAUUUUUCUUCCUUAUCAUAUAAAAUGAAAAGUUAGUAAUUCACAUUUAUGGAUAACUAUUAAUUAAAAAAUGCCUUAUAAAUAUUUAUA
Castor canadensis (American beaver) is the source of this 3164-nucleotide messenger RNA. The record is from RefSeq and is a predicted model, not a curated record. NCBI's taxonomy places the organism in Eukaryota, Metazoa, Chordata, Mammalia, Rodentia, Castoridae.